AUGGACAUGGAGAUUUUGUCUGAAUCAGAUUUCAACAUCCUUGAAUCUUUCCAACGUUUCUUCGAUAGUUCUGACGAAUCUAUACUACCUCCGCCGCCGCCAACGACAACAGUUUCGACCUGCAAUAAUAUCGUUCUUAAACCUUCAUAUAACCGGAGUUCAAGUUUCAGUGGUGUCUUUUUGAAUGAGAGCUGGGGUGAUUUGCCUUUAAAGAUUGAUGAUUCCGAAGACAUGCUGCUUUACACUACUUUACGCGAUGCGGCGAACUCUGGGUGGAGUCCUUUGAACGGCGUUGGUUUGAAAACGGUGACUGAAGCGGUUGAACAAGAGUCAUCCAGCGAAGAGAAGGAGAAGAUCAACGUGGCGCCUUCGAGGGGGGCGAGUUUUAAAGGGGUGAGGAGAAGGCCGUGGGGGAAGUACGCGGCGGAGAUAAGGGAUCCUAAGAGGAACGGUUCGAGGAUUUGGCUGGGGACUUACGAGACGCCUGAGGAUGCUGCAUUGGCUUACGAUAGAGCCGCUUUCGAAAUGCGUGGGGCUAAGGCUAAACUGAACUUCCCUCACUUGAUUGGCUGUAGUGAUCGGCAGCCACUCAGAGUGGGCUCAAGGCGUCGCUCAAUGCAACCUUCAGCUUCCACAAUGUCGCAGUCCAAGAGAAGGAAGAGUACAGGUUCAAGUAACUCCACAACUACAGUCGAGCUGCCGGAGAAUACAACCUUAGCUGCACCAAUGGAGGUGAUUCAAAUGAGUUCAUGGACACCAGCAGACCAGUUUUGGAAUUUCUAG
Molecule: messenger RNA, 783 nt
Organism: Hibiscus syriacus
Lineage: Eukaryota; Viridiplantae; Streptophyta; Magnoliopsida; Malvales; Malvaceae
Product: ethylene-responsive transcription factor 13-like
Exons: 1
Coding region: 1-783 (260 amino acids)
Biological process (GO): ethylene-activated signaling pathway; regulation of DNA-templated transcription
Molecular function (GO): DNA binding; DNA-binding transcription factor activity
Source: RefSeq, a predicted model, not a curated record